Molecule: messenger RNA, 2715 nt
Organism: Volvox carteri f. nagariensis
Lineage: Eukaryota; Viridiplantae; Chlorophyta; Chlorophyceae; Chlamydomonadales; Volvocaceae
Exons: 4
Coding region: 148-2715 (855 amino acids)
Source: RefSeq, a predicted model, not a curated record
CGUUACGUUAACUUUUUAUUAUAUCGCUUUGGCUUUGGCGCGCCGACGCCGCGUCAACUAGAUAGGUCGACGAACCUGACGAGAUUAGAAUGCUGCUAAUUCGAUGAAAAGGUGGACCCCGUACAACGAGCGGGAUUAAUUCUAGUUAUGGAAGCUCUUCAUACUUCAGGGGAGCCAACCUUACACACAACCUACGGCGACAUCGCCGCUCCCCCCACCGCCACCACCAACCAGCAAUGGCAGCGUCGCUUCCUUUUCGCCAAUGCACUUCCGGGAACUUCAGGACAGCUGCCCUCGCCGCCGCCACAGCAGCGCCAACAAAAACAGCGCCAGCAGCGCCAGCAAAUGAUCCAUAGCAGUUGCGGCGGUUUAUCUUGGGACCGUUCCCACAGGCUCCAACCCCCGUGUCUCACCUCAGAGUCCCUCUGGCAGCACAGGCAUCACCCGCACGUGCCCCGCACGCAUGCAGAACCUCCACCAUGCCGCGGCGAGUGUGACGGCGGCGAGUGCGAUGGCGGCAGGUGCAAGGAGGGAGGAUCAACCCAAGAUGUUGAAGUUCCAUUCCUUGAGGUUUCUUGGCUGGGCAACUGGGAGCCGCCGCCGCAUGGUAUGCCGCAGUGGCGAUGCGCAAGUGGCGAUGCAGGCAGGAGCGGCGGCGGCGGCGGUGCCGUGGCUCCACAACGAUCUUUGAAACUGUACGCCUUGCCGACGGCCCUCGCCAGGCCGUCGCCUGCGGCAGCUCGCGCCCCGCCGCCGCCUUUCAAGGAUGAUGAUGACAAUCAUGCCAUCAGCGCCAACACGACCUCCGUCACUACGAACCACCGCCGCAUACCAGCACCAAAGCAGUGUGGGCCCCAAUGUAUCGAGUCAUCCAGAUAUUGUACUCACACGCCGCCCAUCCACGCCAUCCUGGGCGCCGCGGCCUUCCGGACGUCUCAGCGCGGCGAUUGCGACCCAUGGGUCACAGCCGCUUGUGGCAGUGACCCAUGGGUUGAAACCCGUGCCGGCGAUACAUGGGGUACAGCCGCGUCUGCCAAUGCAGCGGCGUACCCUGCCGCUGGGCAGGACGACGCUAGUCAGGGGUUUUCUGUGCCGUACCUGCAUGAACGGCAGCGCCAAUCGAAACGGCCGCGGCGGCAGCUGCAAGACCGGCUACAGCUACAGUCGCCAUCGCCAUCGCCAUCGCCAUCGUUGCGAAGUCGUGUUCCGGGGACGUCCAGCAGGGCGGCAGGGUGGAGUCGUCCAGGGGGGCCUGCGUGUGGGCCGACGCGGCGCUGGCGGAAUAAAGCCUUUACUCAGGAUGUUACGGAGUUGUCGGCGGUGGCCCUGGCGGGAUUUAGGGCCGCGACGGCGGCGGCGGAGGCGGCGGAGGCGGCGGUAGCGUCAGUCUUGGCACCGCUAGCUUCCGAGAGCUGCGAGCUGGCGGCGGUUGAAGCGCUGAUGGACAUGGCGGCCGGUUCCCGCGUUGCGCCUCGUUGUGCUGGCGCUGUACGGCCGCCGGACGUGGAAGACUGCAUAGUGAGUCCGCAGCGGCCUUGUCGCCUUGUCGAUCAGACAUAUCAGGAUUUCGAACCGGUGGACGAUGGCGAGACCGGCGCGUCCCCGCCGGCCCGCUUUGGAGGGAAAAGAACGAGGGGGUCAGCCGUGGCGGUGUCGGCGGCGGCAGCGGCGGCGGCGUAUUCCGGCGGUGAUGACGGCGACCGCCGGGACGCGGCCUACGGUAUUACAGCGGCGGCGACGGCGGCAGCCGCGUGUGGUGGGGUUCAUGUUGACGCGGCGGCGGCGCCGCCGCCAUCCUCGACGUCAACGUUGCCGACGCCGCCGCGGGGGCCGGACGGGCCGCAGCUUCUUCGGGGUGCAGGACCGCCGCAUCGGCUAUCAGGCCGCGACUCUCUAGAUGGCGGUGGAGGUGGCGGCAACAGAAUGACGUGGCAUUUGAAGCUGUACCCCAUGGCCUCGACUUGGGCUGCAGCGGCGGCGGCUGUUGAUUUUCCCAACCCCGGUGAUAACGGAUUGACUGGUGGAGGAGCUGCCAUAGCUGUUACAAGUAAUAUCAAUAAUAAGAAUAAGGAUAAUGAUGAGUUAUGUACUCUUGACAAUUCUGGAGCGCUGGUGCCGUACGGCGUCACCGCCCCUAGGAGCCUGCUCGUCCAGGACGAGAGAAGAGAGCCACCCAAAGAGCCCCACGGGUCAUUCCCAGACGACGCGGUGAUGAGAGCGGCGGCAUGGAAGUACGACAGCCAUGACCGGGCUCUACCGGUCGUAACGGUAUGGCUGCCGGAGGCGGCGGUGUCACUGUACGACGGCGACGGCGGCGGCCAUGGCGGCCAUGGUGCACAACGGGUGCUGGGGAUGCCGUCCCCUGAGGUGGAUGAAAACAACAACAGCAACAACAACGAUGACGGCAUGGCGACGGCGCCAGCAGCGGCAACGGCCCUCGAUCCGUCGCCACCGUGGCGUCGCAUCCCGGACGAGACGCCGUUGAGCAACCGAGGGCUGAGUGGGCCACCGCCGCACGUCGGCUGCGGACCCGUGGGUCGGUGGCGUCCCAGCUCCUUGGCGAAUACCGCCAGCGGGGGGUACCCGCGGCUGGGUCGGCUGGCACCCUGCAGCGGCGCGCAUGAGCCCCCGGGCGAGGGCGAGGGCGAGGGGAGAGGUGCGGGCCGAGGCGGGAGCGCGAAAGCGGAGCCCGUGACGACCAUGGCGACUUGGUGA